AUGACCAACCCCGACGCCGUCAGAGACAAAUUCUACGAGGACCUGCACGCCCUCUUGGCGACUGUGUCGAAGGCGGACAAGUUGAUUGUCCUUGGCGACUUCAACGCCCGCGUCGGCACAGACCAUACUGCCUGGAGAGGAGUGCUGGGUCCCCACGGUCUCCGCGGCUCAAACGACAAUGGUCUGCUGCUUCUCCGCACCUGCGCAGAACACCGCCUCAUCCUGACGAACACCUUCUUCUGUCUGCCGGAGCGAGAGAAGGCCAACUGGAGGAAUCCUCGGUCGCGCCAGUGGCACCUGCUGGACUAUGUCCUCGUCCGGAGGCGAGAUCAGUGGGACGUGCUGGUGACGAAGGCAAUCGCGGGUGCUGACGGGUGGACCGACCAUCGCCUCGUCAUCUCGAAGAUGCGUAUUCGCCUACAGCCUCGCAGGAGACCACAAGGUAAGCGACCCCCAGGUAAGCUGAAUGUUGUCUUGUUGUUUUUGCCCGUUCAUAAUCUUCAUUUCCGCAAUGAGCUAGCUCAACGGCUAGACAACCUUCCUAUCGCUGCCGACGCCGCCGCUGCCGAGAACGCCUCCGUGGAGAACCGCUGGUGUCAACUGCGAGACACGGUCCAGUCGAUGGCGCUCGCCGUCCUCGGUCGCGCUCCCCGCCAACACCAGGACUGGUUCGACGACAACGACGCCGCCAUCAGAAAUCUGCUAGCUGAGAAGAACCGCCUACACAAAGCCUACGUAGAUCACAUCACUGAUGCCACCAAAGCUGCCUUCUACCGCAGUCGUCGCCAACUUCAGCAAUGA
This is a messenger RNA of Spirometra erinaceieuropaei, 801 nucleotides long. The record is from the annotation of a GenBank genome assembly. NCBI's taxonomy places the organism in Eukaryota, Metazoa, Platyhelminthes, Cestoda, Diphyllobothriidea, Diphyllobothriidae.